AUGCUGCCAUCUCGAGUUCGACAGCCCGCGGCGCAAUUUACCCGCCACCUCCGCCCGACCCUCGCGACAGGCCGAUCUCUGAAUGCGCCAUGUCGACGACUUGCUAGUGGCAAAUCUAGGAGAUCAUCCUCGAACUGGCUUACCACCUCUCUUGGUGUCGCGGUCGCAGGUACAGCAGGCUUCCUUGGCUAUUCAUACCUCACCAGCAAUUGGAAAGAAACAUGGAUCGACAGCCAGCUGCCUAAGAAAGAAGUCAUUGAUGUCAACGAUCUUCGGGCCGAGUUUAUUCAGGAGAAAAGAAGUCUGAAGAGCCCUGGUGUCUAUACCUGGGGAUCCAAUGAGUUUAAAGUGGUGGACCCGGGAUCGAAAGACGCCGACGUGAAGACCCCCCGACGAUUUAAAUAUUUCAACGGCCAGGUCCUUCGGGAUUUCAAAGUUGAUGAGAAGUCUGGUGCUGCGAUUACGGAGGAUGGUGAUCUUGUGCAGUGGGGCAAGGGAUUCUCUGAGACAGAGUUCAAGCCUAGCAAGACUCUGACAGGCAAAAACUUGAUUUCCCUUGCUCUGUCUGAAAGCCGACUCAUUGCUCUAUCCUCCGAUGGAAACAUCUAUUCGGUUCCCAUCUCCAAGUCGGAACAACUGAAUGGCCCGAAAGCUCGAGAGAGCUCAUGGGUGCCGCUCUGGGGAGCAAGCUCUGCUUUGAGUUACCGCAUUCUGAAGCCUUCUUUGAAGCUUGGUGAAAAGGUCACCUCAAUUUGUGGUGGUCUAGAGCAUGUUGUGAUGCUUACAAGCUCCGGUCGUGUCUUUACAGCAGCUUCAUCAACUGAAAAUUAUCCAACUCUCGGUCAACUCGGUGUACCUGGCUUGACUUGGUCCACCAGACCUAGUGGACCAGCAGAUUCGUGUCAUGAAGUAGCAACUCUGAAGGGCUCUAAGAUUACACAGAUCGCUUCUGGUGACUAUCACGCACUAGCCUUGGCCAAGGACGGCCGUCUCUUUGCGUGGGGAGACAAUUCAUUUGGGCAGCUGGGAGUGGAAUUCGAACCGUGGGAGGCAUUCAAGGACACUCCUUUCAUUCUUCCAAUAGGGAAGUAUUACCGAAAGGCAUUGUAUUCCCCGACCGUCACUAGCGUUGCCGCCGGUGGAGCUACUACUUUCCUCAGUGUUGAUUCUAAGCGGAUUCUGGGUCCUGAGGAAGACGCUACCAAGGUCCGCGACCUAGGCACUAUCACUGCCGACACCUGGUCUUGUGGUAGAGGCAUCUGGGGCACAUUGGGAGCCGGCAAAUGGAUUCACAUCCAAGACUCACCCACCCAGGUGAAGGACCUGAGCGGCUUGAGCGAGUAUGACGAGAAGUUGAAGCAGCUAGCUCCUAUUCGUCUUCGCUAUAUGUCUGUCGGCACAAAUCACGCCGCAGCGGUGCUGGACAACAAGACAAUUGUCAAUGCCAAGAACACCGACUCGCUAGACAAGUCGAAAGACUUCGGCUACGAGGUCUUCUGGUGGGGAGGUAACGAGCAUUUCCAACUCGGAACCGGAAAGCGAAGCAACCAGUCUCGGCCAACGUAUAUCAAGGCACCUUCAGAGUCUGCAAAGAAGCCCGAGCCUGAAGCGAGACUACAGCUUAUGCCCAGACACAAAGGCCCUGUUGGCAAGCGUACCAAGAGUAUGGAGCAGCGAGUUGAGUGUGGUCGGCAUGUCUCUGCCAUUUAUUCGGCUGUAUAA
Molecule: messenger RNA, 1722 nt
Organism: Penicillium verhagenii
Lineage: Eukaryota; Fungi; Ascomycota; Eurotiomycetes; Eurotiales; Aspergillaceae
Product: RCC1 domain-containing protein
Exons: 1
Coding region: 1-1722 (573 amino acids)
Biological process (GO): mitochondrial respiratory chain complex III assembly
Cellular component (GO): mitochondrial inner membrane
Source: RefSeq, a predicted model, not a curated record